AUGUAUAAAACGAACGUCACUCACGGAUCAUUUGUACAUGCUGAUUCGUUCGUCACGUCGAGUGACUUCAUAGUGUCUGCAGCCGUUCAGUUCGCAAAUAAUCCUGUCAAAAUGAAUAUUUAUGUGGAUGGAUGUGUACUGUCAGACAACCGCGCCGGUGCUGGCGUCUUUUGGGGAGAGGGCGAUCAUCGCAACAUAGCGAAACGUCUGGGGUGGCAUCACACGAGUUUGACUGCCGAAAUCGCAGCUGCGGUAACCGCUAUCAAGCAGGCGACGGGUUUGGGUUUCCUAAAAUUCACCAUCGUAACCGACUGCGAUGCAGUAGUCGAAUACGCAAAUGGCAAGAGGAAAGAGCCUGCAAUCGAUGCGGGGAUGCUAUACACAUGGGUUCAUCAGCUGCUUGAGUGCUUGAAAUUACCUGGGCUGAAUGUAUCCUGGGACAUCGUUAAGGCUCACUCCCACAUCCGUGGAAACGAGGAAGCAAAUCGCCUGGCAAGGCUUGGUGCUGAAAAACCCGACAAUUAGUUCGAGAUUCUAUCUUUAUGCAAUAAACGUA
Molecule: messenger RNA, 556 nt
Organism: Dicrocoelium dendriticum
Lineage: Eukaryota; Metazoa; Platyhelminthes; Trematoda; Plagiorchiida; Dicrocoeliidae
Source: the annotation of a GenBank genome assembly